This is a messenger RNA of Geodia barretti, 798 nucleotides long. The record is from the annotation of a GenBank genome assembly. Lineage: Eukaryota; Metazoa; Porifera; Demospongiae; Tetractinellida; Geodiidae.
AUGACCUCCGAGAUGGCUGGGCUCAUCGAACGCCACGGCGGUGUCGCAUACCCCGCUCCGGUGCUGCAGGAGGUGUACCUCAGGGACAGCCCAGUGGUGCAGCAGCUUGUCCUUGAUACCUGUGCUGGCAGCAUCGACGCCAUCACCCUGCUUACCGGCGUGGGUACUCAGGCGCUGGUCUCCACGGCUGCAUCCAUGGGCCGUGAAGAGGAGUUCAUCCAGGCAUUGGACCAACUGACCGUCAUCGCCCGCAGCCCCAAGCCGGCCCGGGUCUUGCGCCGUCACAAAAUACACAUAGAUGUAAUGCCCCCGGAACCCUACACCACUGCCGACCUGGUCAAGUCGCUGGAGGACUGGGAUUUGUCGGACAAAGUAGUGGCCCUCCAGCACUACGGUGGUCCCAACCGCCCGUUGGUCGCUCAUCUUCAGGAGAAGGGAGCGCAGGUGCGGGAGGUCACCCUCUACACUUGGGGUCUGCCGGAAGACGAGGGGCCGGUGCUGACCAUGAUUGACGACAUUACCCAACGCAACAUUGAUGCCAUCGCUUUCACCAGCCAGCCUCAGGUGGGCAACCUGUUGACCAUCGCCGCCAAGGCCGACAAGGAGACGGUGUUGCGGGCAUCCCUUGGGGCCGAUUCUACGGGCGAAAACAAUAAUGGCAUUCCUGGCGUGGUCGUGGCAUCGGUGGGGCCGGUGUGUAGCCGCCGACUGCGGGAAGCAGGGAUUGCCGUGGAUGUAGAGCCUGACCAUCCGCAUAUGGGCAACAUGGUUCUGGCCCUGGCCGAUUACUGGCAGUAA